AUGUUAGGAUCGGCGUCGCGUUUCGGUACCGUGAGAUCCCUCUUCUGUGCUCGUGUGCCUGCCCUGGUACCAGGGCCACGUUGCGCAGAGGGCGGUCAAAUCUGCAGACCACAUCAGGGGUAUCUGGGGUAUCUACGAUGGUCCUCUUCGAAGGGGGAGGACAGCUUUUCCCUGGAGGAUGUGGUGGCAUAUGGCACUUGGUGGUGCAAGACAAACAUGGGCCAAAACAUCAAAGAAGACGUGCUGCGCUCUGCCUUGAGGAAACAACUGGAUGUUCUGGAGGAAGCGGAUGAGGAAAACAUCGCCUUUGGAAAUGUGAAAAUCUGUUUGGAAGAGAUGGAACAUGAUGAAGAGAUCAAGACCUGUAUUCCGUUUGAUGAGGGAUCUUUGCAAGACUUCAGAGAAAACCAAGCUGAGGAUACAGAAGGCGAAGAAGAUGGACAGGCUGAAUUUGAAGCAUUUGCAGAGUUUGCAGAAGCCAAUUUGAUGACCAGCAAAGAGGUCUUGGCUUUUGCCGAGAAACGCGGGGCACGCGUGGAGGUGGUCAAUUCGGCAGCAAAGAUCACAGGACACAACGGCGUUCAGGUGGAUCGGAUCCAGUGCUUCCAUUCAAAAGCAUGGAACCCCCGCAGUGGAGAUGGGAAGAGAGUUCUGCAGAAGAUCUUUGAGAUGGGUCUCCGGGAAGACAUCGCAGAUAGUGCUCCCCCUGAGUACUGCAAGUGGUGCAAAAAGUUCCAAAGUCCAGAGGAAAUCCAGUCUUGUACAUCAAACCAGAGAGACUGCCGGCGCUUAGAAAGUGACAGCUGGAAGAUGAAACUCUGA
Cladocopium goreaui is the source of this 822-nucleotide messenger RNA. Lineage: Eukaryota; Dinophyceae; Suessiales; Symbiodiniaceae. The record is from the annotation of a GenBank genome assembly.